CUUCCUCAGCUCUGGGCCACUCGACCUCACGGUAUUGCCAAAAUGUCGCUUUCUAACAAGCUGACUUUGGACAAGCUGGACGUGAAGGGGAAGCGGGUCGUGAUGAGAGUGGACUUCAAUGUUCCUAUGAAGAACAACCAGAUAACAAAUAACCAAAGGAUCAAGGCUGUUGUUCCAAGCAUCAAAUUCUGCUUGGACAAUGGAGCCAAGUCGGUUGUCCUUAUGAGCCACCUGGGCCGGCCUGAUGGUGUUCCCAUGCCUGACAAGUACUCCUUAGAGCCAGUUGCUGCAGAACUCAAGUCUCUGCUGGGCAAGGAUGUUCUGUUCUUGAAGGAUUGUGUGGGCCCAGACGUCGAGAAUGCCUGUGCCAACCCAGCGGCUGCUGUCAUCCUGCCGGAGAACCUCCGCUUCCAUGUAGAGGAAGAAGGGAAGGGAAAAGAUGCUUCUGGGAACAAGGUUAAAGCUGAGCCGGCCAAAAUCGAUGCUUUCCGAGCCUCACUGUCCAAGCUAGAUGUUUAUGUCAAUGAUGCUUUGGGGACUGCACACCGAGCCCACAGCUUCAUGGUGGGUGUGAAUCUGCCACAGAAGGCUGGUGGAUUUUUGAUGAAGAAGGAGGUGAACUACUUUGCCAAGACUUUGGAGAGUCCAGAGCGACCCUUCCUGGCUAUCUUGGGAGGAGCUAAAGUUGCAGACAAGAUCCAGCUGAUCAAUAAUAUGCUAGACAAAGUCAAUGAGAUGAUCAUUGGUGGUGGAAUGGCUUUUACCUUCCUUAAGGUGCUCAACAACAUGGAGAUUGGCACAUCUCUGUAUGAUGAAGAAGGAGCCAAGAUUGUCAAAGAUCUCAUGUCCAAAGCUGAGAAGAACGGUGUGAAGAUUACCUUGCCUGUUGACUUUGUCACAGCUGACAAAUUUGAUGAGAAUGCCAAGACUGGCCAAGCAACUGUGGCCUCCGGUAUACCUGCUGGCUGGCUGGGCUUGGACUGUGGUACUGAGAGCAGCAAGAAAUAUGCUGAGGCUGUGGCCCGAGCUAAGCAGAUUGUUUGGAAUGGUCCUGUUGGGGUAUUUGAAUGGGAAGCCUUUGCCAGGGGAACCAAGUCACUCAUGGAUGAGGUGGUGAAAGCCACUUCUAGGGGUUGCAUCACUAUCAUAGGUGGUGCAACCCCUACUUGCUGUGCCAAAUGGAACACAGAGGAUAAAGUCAGCCAUGUGAGCACUGGGGGCGGUGCCAGUCUAGAGCUCCUGGAAGGUAAAGUCCUUCCCGGGGUGGAUGCUCUCAGCAGUGUUUAGUAUUGUUCUGCCUUUGGUUCCUGUGCACAGCCCCUAAGUCA
Molecule: messenger RNA, 1328 nt
Organism: Arvicanthis niloticus (Nile rat)
Lineage: Eukaryota; Metazoa; Chordata; Mammalia; Rodentia; Muridae
Source: RefSeq, a predicted model, not a curated record